AUGAGCAGCCGGGACCCCGCGGUGAGCAGCCUGGACCCCGCGGUGCGCAGCCCGGACCCCGCGAUGGGCAGUCCGGACCCCGCGAUGAGCAGCCCGGACCCCGCUAUGGGCAGCCCGGACCCCGCAGUGCGCAGCCGGGACCCCGCGGUGCGCAGCCCGGACCCCGCGGUGCGCAGCCCGGAUCCCGCGAUGGGCAGCCGGGACCCCGCGGUGCGCAGCCCGGACCCCGCGGUGCGCAGCCCGGACCCCGCGAUGAGCAGCCCGGACCCCGCGGUGCGCAGCGCGGACCCCGCGAUGAGCAGCCCGGACCCCGCGGUGCGCAGCCCAGAACGCGCCGUGCAGCUGCGCUGCUCCUCAAUCAAGUAUAUAUUGCCUUCUUCUUUGAAUCCCUUUAGUACGUUCUUCUCAUUCACUAGCCUGCAAAAGAGAUUUUGUCUGCAUUGCCAGUGGUACAUGACCAGAAAUGUGCACACCAAUGCUUAUGAAUCCUUAAUGGACAGAAUUCACAGGCCAAUUGGGACCUUUGAAUUGGGACCUUACCUAUUGAAUAUUGUAGGGACUGAAUUUGUACAGGAGUUCCAAGGGGCAGUGAUAUUUAAGCCAAGCAGGUCAACCUCCAAAGUCCACCUCUUCUCUGUCAGCGCCUUCAAAUUGUUAUAUCAUUCAUACUUCCAUCAAGAGGGAAAAUCUACUUUUCCAUCCUUUGAGAAAUGGGUGUUGGCCAGCAACGCCGGCCUGGAGAAGGCUCAAAUGCAGUCCAUGGGCAGUGCUGUGAACAGCUCUGAAUUAACUGAGUCUCUGUUCCUAGGACCAAGUCUACACCUUUGUCUGUACCUUAAGAUGUCUAAGGAUGGAAAACAAAUCCACCUUGCUUUCCUCACACAGCCCUCAGGAAGAUCAGAGAAGAUGUUUCUGACAUUUGCUGAACGACUUGGGAAUGUGAAUAUCGAUAUUAUUCACCGUAUUGAUAGAACUGCAAGCUAUGAUGAGGAGGUUGAAACCUACUUCUUUGAGGGUCUGCUGAAAUGGAGAGAAUUGAACCUAACAGAACAUUUCGGAAAAUUUUACAAAGAAGUUAUUGACAAAUGUCAGUCAUUCAAUCAGUUGGUUUAUCAUCAAAAUGAGAUAGUUCAGAGUUUGAAGACUCACCUGCAAAUUAGGAACAGUUUUGCUUACCAGCCUCUUUUGGAUUUGGUUGUACAGUUGGCACGAGAUCUGCAGACGGAUUUCUAUCCACACUUUCAGGAUUUUUUCCUGACUAUCACCUCUAUCCUGGAGACUCAGGACACAGAGCUGUUAGAAUGGGCCUUUACCUCACUAUCCUAUCUUUAUAAGUACCUGUGGAGACUGAUGGUGAAGGACAUGAACAGUAUAUACAGCCUGUAUAGUACACUCCUGGCACAUAAAAAACUACAUAUAAGAAAUUUUGCUGCUGAAAGCUUUACUUUUUUGAUGAGAAAGGUCACUGAUAAAAAUGCACUUUUCAACUUAAUGCUUCUUGAUCUUAAUAAACAUCCAGAAAAAGUGGAAGGAGUUGGACAGUUACUCUUUGAAAUGUGCAAAGGAGUUAAGAAUAUGUUUCAUUCCUGUACAGGACAGGCACUGAAGCUAAUUUUGCAAAAGCUAGGACCAGUGACUGAAACAGAAACUCAGCUGCCAUGGGUUUUAGUUGGAGAAACACUCAAAAACAUGGCUAAAUCGACAGUAGUCUACAUCUAUAAGGAACACUUUGCUACAUUUUUUGACUGUUUGCAAGAAUCACUCCUGGAUCUACAUAACAAAGUGACAAAAACAAACUGUUGUGAGAGUUCUGAACAAAUUAAAAGAUUGUUAGAAAUAUAUAUGAUACUUGUGAAACAUGGAAAUGGAUCAAAGAUAACCAAACCUGCUGAUGUUUGUAAGGUAUUGUCUCAAACAUUAGCAACAGCAAAUCUUUCUACAUCGUGCCGUGUGACACUCUUGGAUAUAAUUUCUGCUUUGAUCCUUGGUGAAAAUGUUUCAUUGCCAGAGACCCUCAUCAAAGAAACCAUAGAUAAAAUUUUUGAGAGCAGAUUUGAAAGACGUUUGAUUUUGGACUUUUCCAAAGUUAUGUUUCCUAUGAAGCAAUUUGAACAGCUUUUUCUACCAAGCUUUCUCUUGUACAUUGAGAAUUGCUUCUCAGUUGGCGACAGUAUGGCCAAAGAUGAAGCACUGGCCAUUUUGGCCAAGCUCAUUCUCAACAAGGCAGCACCUCCCACCGCUGGCUGCAUGGUGAUUGAAAAGUAUCCUCUGGUUUUCUCACAACAGACAGUGGGAUCCUACUUAAGGCAGAGGAAAGCUAGAUCUGAAGGAAGAAAGGAACAGUAUUCAGUACUGGACCAUCUCUUAACUGUAAUUCAGCUACCCCCCAGUAAAGAUACGACUUCCCUUUCACAGUCUUGGGCAAGCCUUGUAGUAUUACCUCACAUUAGACCUCUUGAGAAAGAGAAGGUGAUACCUCUAGUGGCAUGCUUCAUAGAGUCACUCUUCAUGACUAUUGACAGAGGGACCUUUGGGAAAGGAAGCUUCUUUGUUCUUUGUCAAGCUGUAAAUACUCUACUGAGUUUGGAAGAGUCUUCUGAACUACUUCACCUGGUUCCUGUGGAACGUGUAAAGAAUUUGGUAUUAACAUUUCCUUCGGAACCGUCGGUGCUGCUGUUGACUGAUCUCUACUAUCAGAGGUUAUCCUUCUGUGGAUGCAAAGGACCACUCUCUGAGGAAGCUUUAAUGGAAUUAUUUCCCAAGUUGCAAACAAACAUUUCAACUGGAGUAUCCAAGAUUCGGCUUUUGACAAUAAGGAUCUUGAACCAUUUUGACAUUCAGCUUCCAGCAUUGAUGGAGGGUGAUGGUGAUGGUCUGUCGGAGCGCCAGUCAGCCUUCACAAUAUUACGCCAGGCAGAACUUGUUCCAGCAACUGUGAGCGAUUACAGGGAGAAGCUACUGCACCUGCGGAAACUGAGGCAUGAUGUUGUGCAGAUUGCUCUUCCUCAUGGGCCCUUACAGGAGGUACCACUUCGUUAUUUGUUGGGCAUGUUAUAUGUCAACUUCAGUGCUCUGUGGGAUCCUGUUAUUGAACUCAUAAGUUCUCAUGCCCAUGAAAUGGAAAAUAAGCAGUUUUGGAAAGUCUACUAUGAACAUCUAGAUAAAGCAGCUACACAUGCUGAGAAAGAACUGCAAAUGGAUAUGGGAGAUGAGGUGAACUCCAUUGGAGAUGAAAGCUGGGAGCAGACCCAGGAAGGGGAUGUUGGAGCUCUUUACCAGCAGCAGUUAACCUUGAAAACUGACUGUCGGGAAAGACUGGACCAUACCAACUUUCGAUUUUUGCUUUGGCGAGCUCUGGCAAAAUUCCCAGAGAGAGUAGAACCACGGUCCAGGGAGCUUUCCCCGCUCUUCUUGAGAUUUAUCAACAAUGAGUAUUAUCCAGCAGAUCUGCAAGUUGCUCCAACCCAGGAUCUUCGGAGAAAAGGCAGAGGGAUGACAGCAGAAGAAACUGAAGAGGAACCUUCUGCAGGGAAUGAUGAGGAGUUGGAGGAGGAAGAAGAGGAGUCUCCAGAAGAACCCUCACAAAAGCGAAGGACAAGAAGAGCUGCAGCAAAGCAAUUAAUUGCUCAUUUGCAAGUUUUCUCUAAAUUUUCAAACCCACGGUCGUUAUAUCUGGAAUCCAAAUUAUAUGAGUUAUAUCUUCAGUUAUUGCUACACCAAGAUCAAACAGUACAAAAAAUAGCCUUGGAUUGCAUAAUGACAUAUAGACAUCCUCAUAUCUUCCCUUACAGAGAGAACUUAAAAAGGCUGCUUGAAGACAGAAGCUUUAAAGAAGAGAUAGUACAUUUCAGCAUUUCAGAAGAUAAUUCUGUGGUGAAAACAGCCCACAGAGCAGAUUUAUUUCCAAUUCUGAUGAGAAUUUUGUAUGGAAGAAUGAAGAAUAAGACUGGUAAUAAAACACAAGGGAAAUCUGCUUCAGGCACACGCAUGGCCAUUGUUCUGCGGUUCUUGGCAGGGACCCAACCCGAGGAGGUCCAGUUAUUCUUAGACCUGCUGUCUGAACCUGUGAAGCACUUCAAGAAUGGAGAGUGCCAUUCUGCAGUCACUCAAGCUGUAGAAGAUUUGGAUUUGUCUAAAGUUCUUCCUUUGGGUCGUCAGCAUGGCAUCUUAAAUAGUCUGGGAAUCGUGUUGAAGAACAUUAGUCAUCUGAUCAGUGCAUACUUACCAAAGAUUCUGCAGAUACUACUCUGUAUGACCGCCACUGUAUCACACAUCCUUGACCAACGAGAAAAGAUACAGUUGAGGUUUAUUAGCCCAUUAAAAAAUUUAAGACGUCUUGGAAUCAAAAUGGUAACUGAUAUCUUUUUGGACUGGGAAUCCCAUCCAUUCAAAACAGAAGAAAUUGAUGCUGUGUUUCACGGUGCAGUUUGGCCCCAGAUCUGCAGGCUUGGAUCUGAGAGUCAGUAUUCACCUACUCCUCUGCUGAAAUUAAUUAGUGUCUGGAGCAGAAAUUCAAGAUAUUUCCCUUUCCUGGCUAAACAGAAACCUGGGCACCCAGAAUGUGAUAUCCUGACCAAUGUAUUUGCGAUUCUCUCAGCAAAGAACCUCUCUGAUGCCACAGCCAGAAUUGUGAUGGACAUAGUUGAUGACCUUCUUAACCUUCCAGAUUUUGAGCCCACGGAAACAGUAUCAAGCUUGCUGGUCACCGGAUGCGUGUACACCCACAUUGCAGAAGAUACAGAUGAGCCUAUCACUGUAGGAGGAAGAUUAAUUCUACCUCAUGUACCUGCAAUUCUUCAGUAUCUCAGCAAAAGCACAAUAAGUGCAGAAAAGGUGAAGAAGAAAAAGAACAGGGCACAAGUCAGUAAGGAACUUGGCAUUCUUUCAAAGAUCAGCAAGUUUAUGAAAGACAAAGAACAGAGUUCUCUGCUUAUUACACUUCUCCUCCCAUUCCUCCAUCGUGGCAAUGUUGCUCAGGAUACAGAGGUUGAUAUUCUGGUGACGGUGCAAAACCUGUUACAACACUGUCAAGACCCUACAAGCUUCCUCAAGCCUCUGGCCAAACUCUUUUCAGUUAUUAAGAACAAAUUGUCAAGACAGUUGCUCUGUACAGUUUUCCAGAGUCUUUCUGAUUUUGAAAGUGGACUGAAAUAUAUUACAGAUAUUGUCAAGCUUAAUGCCUUUGACCAAAGACAUCUUGAUGAUAUCAACUUUGAUGUUCGCUUCUCAGCAUUCCAAACAAUUACCUCUUACAUAAAGGAAAUGCAAGCCGUGGAUUUUAACUACCUAAUUCCAGUUAUGCAUAAUUGUUUCUAUAAUAUGGAGUUAGGAGAUAUGUCUUUAAGUGAUAAUGCCAGCAUGUGCUUGAUGAGUAUCAUCAAAAAACUAGCUGCCUUGAAUGUCACAGAGAAAGAAUACAGAGAAAUCAUUCACCGAUCCCUCCUGGAGAAACUGAGGAAAGGGUUGAAGAGUCAGACAGAGAGUAUUCAACAGGAUUAUACCAUGAUACUUUCCUGUUUAAUUCAAACUUUUCCAAAUCAACUGGAAUUUAAAGACUUGGUACAACUUACUCACUGUCAUGAUCCAGAAAUGGACUUCUUUGAGAACAUGAAGCAUAUUCAGAUCCACAGAAGAGCAAGGGCCUUGAAGAAACUGGCCAAACAGCUCCUAGAAGGCCAAGUUGUGCUUUCUUCUAAGUCUCUUCAGAAUUAUAUCAUGCCUUUUGCCAUGACUCCAAUUUUUAAUGAGAAGAUGCUCAAGCAUGAAAAUAUAACAAUUGCUGCCACAGAGGUUAUUGGAGCUAUUUGCAGACAUCUCUCUUGGCCACCAUAUGUAUAUUACUUGAAACAUUUCAUUCAUGUCCUACAGACAGGGCAAAUCAAUCAAAAGUUGGGUGUCAGUUUGCUAGUAAUAGUAUUAGAAGCAUUCCAUUUUGACUACAAAACUCUUGAAGAACAAAUGGGAAAAAUUCAGAAUGAAGAAGGUGUGGAAAGAAGAACAUCAUUAACCAAUGAAUGCAAAAUGUAUUCCCCACUGUGUCCAGCCAUUGUUGACAUGGAGUCUCCUAAACAUGUUUACCGAGACUGGACAAAAAGGGAAGAAGAACACAAGCUGGUGAAGUCAAAGGUGGUGAAUGACGAGGAAGUGGUUCGAGUUCCUUUAGCUUUUGCCAUGGUGAAGCUGAUGCAUUCCCUGCCUCGAGAAGUGAUGGAGGCGAAUCUGCCAAGUAUUUUGUUGAAAGUGUGUGCCCUCCUCAAGAACAGAGCACAAGAAAUCAGAGACAUUGCUCGCAGCACUCUCUCCAAAAUAAUAGAGGAUUUGGGUGUGCACUUCCUACAAUAUAUUUUAAAAGAAUUGCAGACUACUCUUGUCCGUGGAUAUCAGGUCCAUGUACUAACUUUCACUGUUCACAUGUUGCUGCAAGGCCUCACAAGCAAGCUUCAUGUCGGGGAUUUGGACCCUUGUUUAGAUAUAAUGAUUGAGAUCUUUAACCAUGAACUGUUUGGUGCCCUCGCGGAAGAGAAAGAAGUAAAGCAGAUCCUCUCCAAAGUUAUGGAGGCCCGAAGAAGCAAGAGUUACGACUCUUAUGAAAUCCUGGGCAAGUUUGUAGGAAAAGAUCAGGUUACAAAGCUUAUUCUUCCAUUAAAAGAGAUCUUACAAAAUACCACAAGUUUAAAGCUGGCCCGCAAAGUUCAUGAAACCUUACGACGAAUUAUAGCAGGAUUAAUUGUAAAUCCGGAAAUGACAGCAGAAUCCAUUCUAUUGCUCAGUUAUGGUUUGAUCAGUGAAAAUCUACCCCUGUUAACAGAAAAAGAAAAAAAACCAGCAGUCCCUGCACCUGAUCAACGUCUACCACCCCAGAGUUGCCUUCUGCUCCCCCCAACUCCAGUCCGAGGUGGACCGAAAGCUGUUGUGAGCAGAAAAACCAAUAUGCACAUAUUUAUUGAAUCUGGGCUUCGGCUGCUACAUUUGAGUUUAAAGACUUCCAAGAUCAGUCCUUCAAGUGAGCAUGUACUGGAAAUGUUGGAUCCUUUUGUAUCUCUGCUCAUAGACUGCCUGGAUUCCAUGGAUGUGAAGGUGAUCACAGGUGCUUUGCAGUGCCUGAUCUGGGUCUUGAGGUUUCCUUUGCCUUCCAUUGAAAAAAAAGCAGGGCAGCUGACAAAGCACCUUUUCAUUUUGCUGAAGAACUAUGCAAGACAUGGGGCUGCCAAGGGCCAGAACUUCCACCUAGUAGUAAACUGCUUCAAGUGCGUGACCGUCAUUGUCAAGAAAGUCAAGUCUUACCAGAUAACUGAAAAACAGCUCCAAGUUCUUCUGGCAUAUGCUGAGGAGGACAUUUAUGAUACUUCAAGACAAGCCACUGCGUUUGGUCUUCUGAAGGCUAUUUUAUCAAGAAAAUUAUUGGUCCCAGAAAUUGAUGAUGUCAUGCGGAAAGUAUCCAACUUGGCAAUUUCUGCACAAAAUGAACCUACCAGAGUCCAGUGCAGACAGGUUUAUCUGAAAUACAUUCUUGACUAUCCCCUUGGUGAGAAAUUGAGACCAAACCUGGAAUUCAUACUCGCUCAAUUGAAUUAUGAACAUGAGACUGGAAGAGAGUCCGCCUUGGAAAUGAUUGCCUACCUCUUUGUCACAUUUCCUCAGGGACUGCUGCAUGAGAACUGUGGGAUGUUCUUCAUCCCACUUUGCCUGAUGAUGGUGAAUGAUGACUCUACCAUGUGCAAAAAGAUGGCGGCCAUGGCAAUCAAAUCCUUACUCAGUAAGAUCAGCCCUGAGAAGAAAGAUUGGCUGUUUGGAAUGGUGGCCUCCUGGUUUGAAGCAAAGAAGAAAUUAAAUAAACAGCUUGCUGCCUUGAUCUGUGGCUUGUUUGUGGAAAGUGAAGGGGUUGAUUUUGAGAGAAGACUUGGAACUCUUCUUCCUGUGAUUGAGAGGGAAAUUGAUCCUGAAAACUUCAAAGAUAUCAUAGAGGAGACUGAAGAGAAAGCUGCAGACCGCCUGCUGUUCAGCGUUCUCACUCUGAUCAGUAAACUCAUCAAGGAAUGUAAUAUUAUUCAGCUUACCAAGCCUUCUGAGACUUUGAAUAAAAUCUGGAGUCACGUGCACACCCACCUGAGACAUCCUCACAGCUGGGUGUGGCUCACAGCAGCCCAGAUUUUUGGACUACUCUUUGCCGCUUGCCAGCCUGAGGAGCUUAUUCAAAAAUGGAAUACCAAAAAGAGAAAAAAGAAACUCUCAGACCCUGUAGCAGUCAGGUUUCUAACAGGUGAUCUAGACCAAAAGAUGAAAAGUAUCUCUCUUGCCUCUUGCCACCAGUUGCAUUCCAAAUUCUUAGAUCAGUCUCUUGGAGAACAGGUUGUGAAAAAUUUGUUAUUUGUAGCAAAAGUUGUAUAUUUACUAGAACCACAUUCUGAAGAUAAGCAAAGUGAAAUAAAAGUCUUGGUACAACACGAAGCUUUAGGAGACUCUGUGUCCAGGGAUGCAUUAGAAGAAAAUGAGACCCAUGGGAAUGGAAAGGCAGAGCCUGACAGACAAAGGGAAGAGGAGAAGGAAGAGCCCGGCAAACCAGCCACUCUUCUGUGGCUGAUCCAGAAGUUGUCUCGGAUGGCAAAACUGGAAGCUGCUUAUUCACCUAGAAACCUCCUAAAGAGAACAUGCAUCUUCAAGUUCCUUGGGGCUGUUGCAGUGGAUCUGGGGGUGGACAGGGUAAAGCCGUAUCUCCCAGUGAUCAUCUCGCCUCUCUACCGAGAACUGAACAGCACAUAUUCAGAUCAAGAUCCUAUGCUGAAGAACCUUUCCCAGGAAAUUAUAGAAUUACUCAAAAAGCUGGUUGGGCUUGAGAGCUUCUCAUUAGCCUUUGCCUCAGUACAGAAACAGGCUAAUCAGAAGAGGGCACUCCGGAAAAAGAGGAAGGCUCUAGAGUUUGUAACUAAUCCUGAUAUUGCUGCCAAGAAAAAAUUGAAGAAACAUAAAAAUAAAAGUGAAGCAAAGAAGAGGAAAAUAGAGUUCCUGCGUCCAGGCUAUAAGGCCAAGAGACAAAAGACUCACAGCCUGAAAGAUUUAGCCAUAGUGGAAUAAGACCUCCCCAUGCUAUGUGCGUAAUUCAGUCUAUAAAGUGUGAACUGUUUGGUACAUUCUCCACUAUCACAGAUUUAAGUUUAUUUAAGAUAAACUAUGUGGGACUGGGAAGGUGGCUCAGUGGUAAGAGUGCUUGCCUUGCAUGCAUGAGGCACUGGGUUCAAUUCCUCAGC
Molecule: messenger RNA, 9245 nt
Organism: Dipodomys ordii (Ord's kangaroo rat)
Lineage: Eukaryota; Metazoa; Chordata; Mammalia; Rodentia; Heteromyidae
Gene: Utp20
Product: UTP20, small subunit (SSU) processome component, homolog (yeast)
Exons: 68
Coding region: 1-9072 (3023 amino acids)
Cellular component (GO): small-subunit processome; 90S preribosome; nucleolus
Source: RefSeq, a predicted model, not a curated record